AUGCCCAGAAUCGAUCCUGAAAUCGUGGAACAUCGGAUCCUCCUUUAUCCUAAUGCAAAACCCGUAAAACAGAAACUGAGGCGCAUGAAACCUGAUUGGGUGCUUAAGAUAAAUGAAGAAGUUACCAAACAGAUUGAUGCAGGAUUUCUACUAGUAACAGAAUACCCUCAAUGGGUCAUAAACAUUGUUCCUAUCCCCAAAAAGGAUGGUAGAAUUACGGUUUGCGUUGAUUUCAGGGACCUCAACAAAGCAAGUCCAAAAGAUGACUUCCCAUUGCCACAUAUUGAUGUGCUGGAUCGGGAGAAGACCACGUUUGUCACUGAAUGUGGGACUUUUUGCUAUCGGGUAAUGUCUUUCGGACUAAAGAACGCAGGAUUCACUUAUCAGCGGGCCACCACGACCUUGUUGCACGACAUGAUCCACAAGGAAGUGGAGGUUUACGUUGAUGACAUGAUCGUUAAGGCCAAGGAGCAGGAAGGGCAUUUACCUGCACUCAGGAAGUUCUUUGAAAGGAUAAAAAAAUAUAGGAUGCACCUUAACCCGGCCAAAUGCACGUUUAGGGUCACGGCUGAAAAAAUGCUCGGGUUCAUGAUUACCACUUGUGGUAUUGAAGUUGACCCCUCAAAAAUCAAGGCUAUUCUAGAAAUGGAGCUGCCAUGGUCUGUAAAGGAUGUGAGGAGUUUUCUCGGCAAUGUGCAGUUUAUCAGUCGGUUCAUUGCCAAACUAACUUCAACUUGUGAACCAAUCUUUUGCCUGCUCAAGAAAGGUGAGCCGUUCAAAUGGGACGACAAGUGUCAGAAGGCUUUCGAAGCAAUUCGGACUUAUCUGCAAAAUCCACUGGAAGAAGACGAUGGGGUUGAAAGAGCUGUGCACUAUCUGAGCAAGAAGAUGGUCGGAUGUGAAGAGCGUUAUACUCCAUUAGAGAAGACGAAGUCCAUAAAAGGGAGAGCUGUUGCUGACUUCUUAGCAGACUACCCAGUCGAAAGAGGUGAAGAUGCUGAGUUUAAGUUUCUUGACGAAGACGUAAUGACUCUAACUGAAGAUGUUUGGAAGUUGUAUUUCGAUGGGGCAGCUAAUCAGAAAGGGUUUGGAAUUGACGUGCUGUUAAUAGCACCCGACGGUUCUCACAUUCCACUCGCAUUUAAGCUAAACUUUGAGGUUACCAACAAUCAAGCAGAGUACGAGGCUUACAUUGUAGGUAUGGAAGCAACAAUUGAAAUUGGUAUAGAGAAAUUAGAGGUAGUAGGAGAUUCCAACCUGGUAACUUUUACUCAUGUGCCGAGACUCAAGAAUCAGUUUGCAGACGCCUUGGCCACAUUGGCAUCCAUGGUUGAAAUUCCCAUUGGUGUGAAGCUAAGGCCAAUUAUAAUCGAACAAAGGGAUACACUGGACAUUUGGAGGUUCGUGGAAAGAGGAGAAUACCACACUGAAGCAAGCAAGAAAGACAAGAUUGCCCUCCAGAGGAUGGCGGCUCAAUACAUCAUUUGCGGUGGAAUUCUAUAUCGGAGGUCGCAUUGCGGCAUGCACAAGUUAUGCAUCUAUGGUGCAGAAGCAAGAAGGGUAAUGGAAGAGAUUCAUGAAGGUGUGUGUGGCCCUCACAUGAACGGCAUGAUGCUUGCCAAGAAGAUCCUCAGGUAG
Molecule: messenger RNA, 1638 nt
Organism: Rhododendron vialii
Lineage: Eukaryota; Viridiplantae; Streptophyta; Magnoliopsida; Ericales; Ericaceae
Exons: 6
Coding region: 1-1638 (545 amino acids)
Molecular function (GO): nucleic acid binding
Source: RefSeq, a predicted model, not a curated record